Molecule: messenger RNA, 3677 nt
Organism: Chrysemys picta bellii (western painted turtle)
Lineage: Eukaryota; Metazoa; Chordata; Testudines; Emydidae
Gene: EHHADH
Product: enoyl-CoA hydratase and 3-hydroxyacyl CoA dehydrogenase
Biological process (GO): fatty acid beta-oxidation
Cellular component (GO): peroxisome
Molecular function (GO): NAD+ binding; (3S)-3-hydroxyacyl-CoA dehydrogenase (NAD+) activity
Source: RefSeq, a predicted model, not a curated record
GGGCGCUCUCCGGCGCUUUGCCGCAGCCGCCAGGGGACGCCGGAUCGCCCCGCCCCGCCCCGCCCCGGACACAGUCCAGGCCGCUCGCAGCGGGGAUGGCGCAGCAGUAUGCACGCGGGGCCGCGGCUGUGGCGGUGAUCCGCCUGAACAACCCCCCGCUCAACACGCUGAGCUCUGCAGUUGUUCGGGCUUUAGAGCAAGGAGUGAAGAAAGCAGAUGUAGAUCCUGCUGUGAAAGCUGUUGUGAUUUGUGGGACAAAUGGGACAUUCAGUGCAGGUGGUGACAUUCGAGGGUUUUCCUCCGUUCAGGCAGGAGACAGGCCCAGUCUGACAUCAGUAAUUAAUCUAAUAGAAAGAAGUGAAAAGCCUGUGGUGGCUGCCAUUGAAGGUAUGGCAUUGGGAGGAGGACUGGAGGUGGCACUGGGCUGUCACUACAGGAUUGCACAUGCGCAGGCCUGGGUAGGUCUUCCAGAGGUCACCCUUGGGCUACUUCCAGGUGCUGGAGGAACCCAGAGACUCCCCAGACUGAUUGGGGUCCCAGCCGCACUUGACCUAAUCACGACAGGGAAACAUGUGCUCGCUGCUGAAGCGCUGAAGCUGGGCAUCAUUGACGAAAUCGUGGAAGAAAACACAAUUGAUGCAGCAAUCCACUUGGCAAACAAAGUGUCAGGUCAGCCAUUAAAUUCUCGCAGACUCAGUCUGAAGCAGGUUCAAAGUCUGCCCAACAUGGAUGCAAUUCUCAGCGAGGCUCUUGUGAAAGUGAAAAAGCAGGCCCGGGGGUGUCUGUCUCCAGAGAUGUGUGUCCAAGCAGUCAAGGCCUCUGUGCAGCUACCCUUCACAGAGGGUAUUUGGAAGGAGAGAGAGCUGUUUAACCUCCUGUUGUCCUCAGGCCAGGCCAAAGCACUGCAGUAUGUGUUCUUCGCACAGAGAGCAGCACAGAAGUGGACAACACCCUCUGGAGCUUCCUGGAAAACUACUUCAGCUCAGCCCAUCCGAAAAGUAGCUGUGAUAGGGCUGGGAACAAUGGGCCAAGGCAUUGUGACUUCUCUGGUGAAGGCCAAGAUGUCCGUAGUAGCUCUAGAGCAGGAUCAGAAGCAGCUGGAGGUAGGAGUAAGAGCUGUGACAUCCCUUCUGGAACAUGAAGCUUCAAAAAUGCAGUGGAUUGGCCAACGCCCAGAUGCCUGUGAUCCCGCCCUUCUCCAGUUCACUCUGGACUUCGGUGUGUUACAGAAUGCAGAUCUAGUUAUUGAGGCUGUGUUUGAGGACAUGGCACUGAAGAAGGAGAUCUUCCAUAAGUUGUCAGCAAUCUGCAAGCCAGGGUCCUUCUUGUGCACUAACACCUCCGCCCUGGAUAUUGAUGAGAUUGCUUCAGCCACUAGUCGCCCUCACCAGGUCAUUGGUACUCACUUCUUCUCACCUGCCCAUGUAAUGAAGCUGUUAGAAAUAAUCCGUGGUCGUCACACAUCGCCCAUCACCAUUGCCACCGCCAUGGGUUUAGCCAAAACUGUAGGCAAAAUAGGGGUUGUAGUAGGGAAUUGCUUUGGAUUUGUUGGGAACAGAAUGAUGACUCCUUAUGCUGAACAGGCAGUUUUUCUGCUAGAAGAAGGAUGUAAACCAGAAGAAGUAGAUCAAGCUCUAGAGGGAUUUGGUUUCAAUAUGGGGCCUUUCCGAAUGUCAGAUCUUGCUGGGCUUGAUGUGGGCUGGAGAUCUCGGAAAGGGCAGGGCCUGACUGGACCCGAACUGGCUCCAGGAACUCCUGCUCGCCUGCGUGGCAGGAGGAGAUACAGCCCACUGCCUGAUCUUCUAUGUGAGAAUGGAAGGUAUGGCCAGAAGACUGGCAUGGGCUGGUACCAAUAUGAGAAACCUGGGGCUAGAAUAGCUAAUCCAGAUCCAUGGCUUCACAAUUUCCUGAUUGGGUAUAGAGAUUCCCAUCAUAUUAAGGCACGUUUCAUAGACGAGGAGGAAAUCCUGGAGCGCUGUCUGUAUACCCUCAUCAAUGAGGGCUUCCAGAUCUUAGAUGAUGGAAUAGCUUCUGCCCCAGAAGAUAUUGAUGUAAUCUACAUCCAUGGCUAUGGAUGGCCAAAGCACAGAGGUGGCCCCAUGUUUUACGCUUCCACCAUCGGGUUACCUCGCAUUCUGGCUAAACUGCAAAAAUAUUCUGAGGCCCAUCCUGACAUUCCCAGAGUGCAACCCAGUGCUUUUCUGAAGAAAUUGGUGUUAGUGGGAAACCCUCCAUUGAAGGAGUGGAUGUCCCAUGCAGGACACCAGAGCAGUAAGCUGUGAUGUCCCUGCAGCCUACUCUACACAUUCAGCCACUUGUCUAGUGGUGACAAGUAUCUCUCACUGCCAUAAUCAGUGAUGUCUGUUCCAAUCAAACCCAAAGCACAGCAGGUUGAAGAAUAAUGUCUGGCUCAGUUGAGCGGAGUAACUACUCUCUCUAAUGGUAGUUGUUGUCGCUUUCCUUUCCCUGCUCACAAUGCACCCAUCCCUCCCACCUCACUAGUGCACCACACACGCCCUCAAGCUGCCAGUAGGAGACCCCUUCUGGCUGGCUGUUCCCUGACAAGCUGCACUCAGCCGACUGCUGGAUCCUAACAGCUGGUGUUCUUAACUGCCUGCCUCUUGUCAUUCCUCUGGUGAGGGAGGGAGCAACACCUGGCAGCUUGUGAGACAGUUGAAAGUGGGAGGGUAGGCUGGGGGUCCUGGCUUGGGGACACAGAGCCAGUGAAGAUUCACUGCAGACAGGUAUCUUCACCUAGCUCUGCCUCCCAGCAGCUACAGAUCUCCUCUUGUUGCUGCCACAGAACCCUCUAGUGACCAAAGGCAAACCGUAGGAAUUAGUCCCCGUGGGAGAGCCACCUGGGAAGCAUCCAGUUUACUAAGGAUUCAUUUACAUGAUGAACCUUCCCCUCCCAAAGGGAACAGAUUAGACUGUCCCAGAUAAUGGUCUCUUCACGGAGUGCACGUUUGUGGGGUUUUGGAUUGGCUGGAGGAAGUGGAGAAUGGUACAAAAUGGAACCGUGCAUUUUGGAAAUAAAUUGUGAUGCAGUGAAGAGAGCAUCCAGGGCUAGCAUCAAGGGAUAGCACUCAGCACCUACCUCCACCCCCAAAAUAACACUAAUAAACACAGCACAAUCACAGAAGACUAUGACCUGCUCAUUAGCUAGUGGCUGGAAGAUCACAUCCUUUCCCCUCCUUCCUGCCCUCCAACCUCUUCCUCCAGACAAAAGUGCCUCCUCUCCAAGAGGGAGUGUAUGUGUGUUCCCAGAACGCCUCACCUGCUUUUCUAGCCUGACUGCUGGCAGCUGCUGAGCAUAGAAGGCAUGGAGGGCCUUGUGCACUACAAGUGACAGGAGUAAAGCCUUUCUGUGGCACUUCAGUGUUUCAGGUGUACAAAGGGCACCAUGGAAAGUAAAUGGGCUCAAGAGCUCUGCAGAUAGGAGUUGUGCUGCAGGCAUGGAGGGAAGUCUCCAGCAGAUAAAAGAACAAGGAAGAGAAAUAUUUGCUUUUCUGAACUUGGCCCUGCGGGGUAAGGACUCCUCUUGCUCUUGUGCAAAGAGCACAGCUCCCAGUCGCUGGGACAGAUUCUUUUCUUAGGAAAAGCCAUAUCUGAAAUCAAACUCUGCUUUGUUUCAUUAAUUUUUAAUAAAGCUGAUUUUCAUUUUCUGUCAUCACCUA